UCCCCGUCUCCUCCAAGUCCCGCUUGGAGCGGCCGAACGGCCAAUCGCGCUGCGGGGCGGGGCUGCGAGAAGCAGUCGCGGCCAAUAGCUGCGGAGGGGGCGGGGCCGGGCUCCAGGCGCGCGGCGGCUGGGUCGCCCCGGGCAGAGCCCGCGGAGCCGCGGAGGGGAAGCCGCAUGGAGGACCUGGCGGCUGCUGGGGCCGGGAGCCAGCCCGCCAAUGGCAACGGCAACGGCAACGGCGGCGGCGGCGGCGGCGGCGGCGGCAAAGGGAAGCCGUCGGCGCCUAAGGGCCGAGAAGCAUUCAGAAACCAGCGGCGAGAGUCGGAGGGCUCUGUGGACUGCCCCACUCUGGAGUUUGAGUAUGGAGAUGCAGAUGGACACGCAGCAGAGUUGUCAGAAUUGUAUAGCUACACUGAGAACCCAGAAUUCACCACUAACAGGAGGUGCUUUGAAGAAGAUUUCAGGACUCAAGUGCAGGGCAAGGAGUGGCUGGAGUUGGAGGAAGACACCCAGAAGGCCUAUGUGAUGGGACUUCUGGACCGGCUGGAGGUGGUCAGUAGGGAGCAGCGACUGAAGGUGGCCCGGGCUGUUCUCUACCUGGCCCAGGGUUCUUUUGGGGAAUGUGAUUCAGAGGUUGAUGUGCUACACUGGUCCAGGUACAACUGCUUCCUGCUCUAUCAGAUGGGGACCUUCUCGGCUUUCCUGGAGCUACUCCACAUGGAAAUUGACAACAGUCAAGCCUGUAGCAGUGCCCUUCGGAAACCAGCCGUCUCCAUUGCUGAUAGCACAGAGCUCCGGGUGCUGCUGAGUGUCAUGUAUCUCAUGGUGGAAAAUAUCCGCCUGGAGCGAGAGACAGACCCCUGUGGAUGGAGGACAGCCCGGGAGACCUUCUGCACUGAAUUAAGCUUCUCCAUGCAUAAUGAGGAGCCAUUUGCCCUUCUGCUCUUCUCCAUGGUCACCAAAUUCUGCAGUGGCCUGGCCCCCCACUUCCCCAUAAAGAAAGUGCUGCUUCUGCUAUGGAAGGUGGUCAUGUUUACCUUUGGUGGGUUUGAGCAUCUGCAGGCUCUCAAAGUACAGAAGCGGGCAGCACUGGGCCUGCCCCCACUGGCCGAGGACAGCAUCCAGGUGGUGAAGAGCAUGCGUGCUGCCUCUCCGCCAUCGUACACUCUCGACCUGGGGGAGUCUCAGCUGGCUCCUCCACCCUCCAAGCUGCGAGGCCGCCGUGGUUCUCGAAGGCAACUCCUCACUAAGCAGGACAGCCUGGACAUCUAUAAUGAAAGAGAUCUCUUCAAGACUGAGGAACCAGCCACAGAGGAGGAAGAGGAGUCUGCUGGCGAUGGAGAACGAACGUUGGAUGGAGAGUUAGACCUGUUAGAGCAGGACCCUCUGAUGCUACCUCCACCUGCCCAGGCACCCCUCUCUGCUGAGCGGGUUGCCUUUCCCAAGGGCUUACCCUGGGCCCCAAAGGUCAGACAGAAGGAUAUUGAACACUUCCUGGAGAUGAGCAGGAACAAGUUCAUCGGAUUCACUCUGGGGCAGGACACAGACACCUUGGUUGGAUUACCCAGGCCCAUCCAUGAGAGUGUGAAGACCCUAAAGCAGCACAAGUAUAUCUCCAUCGCAGAUGUCCAGAUCAAGAAUGAGGAGGAGCUGGAGAAGUGCCCUAUGUCUUUGGGGGAAGAGGUGGUACCAGAGACACCAUGUGAAAUCCUCUACCAGGGCAUGCUGUAUAGCCUUCCCCAGUACAUGAUUGCUCUACUUAAGAUUCUGCUGGCUUCAGCCCCCACCUCCAAGGCUAAGACAGACUCUAUCAAUAUCCUGGCAGAUGUCCUGCCUGAGGAGAUGCCCAUCACCGUCCUCCAGAGCAUGAAGCUGGGCAUUGAUGUGAACAGGCACAAAGAGAUCAUUGUGAAGAGUAUCUCUGCCCUGCUCCUGCUUCUCCUUAAACACUUCAAACUGAACCAUAUCUACCAGUUUGAAUAUGUAUCACAACAUUUGGUGUUUGCCAAUUGCAUUCCCUUGAUCCUGAAGUUCUUCAAUCAAAAUAUCUUGUCCUACAUCACUGCCAAAAACAGCAUCUCCGUUCUGGACUACCCUUGCUGUACCAUUCAGGAUUUGCCAGAGCUGACUACCGAGAGUCUGGAAGCUGGAGACAACAACCAGUUCUGCUGGAGGAACCUAUUUUCCUGCAUCAAUCUUCUGAGGCUGCUCAAUAAACUGACCAAAUGGAAGCAUUCCAGGACCAUGAUGCUGGUGGUGUUUAAAUCUGCUCCAAUCUUGAAGCGGGCCCUCAAGGUCAAACAGGCCAUGCUUCAACUCUAUGUCCUGAAGCUGCUAAAGAUACAGACCAAAUACCUGGGGCGCCAAUGGAGGAAAAGCAACAUGAAAACCAUGUCAGCCAUUUACCAGAAAGUGCGACACCGCAUGAACGAUGACUGGGCUUAUGGAAACGACAUUGAUGCCAGGCCGUGGGACUUCCAAGCAGAAGAAUGCACCUUGAGGGCCAAUAUUGAGGCUUUUAACAGCCGUCGGUAUGACAGACCCCAGGAUUCUGAAUUUUCACCUGUGGAUAACUGCUUGCAGAGUGUGCUGGGGCAGAAGUUGGAUCUUCCUGAAGAUUUCCACUAUUCAUAUGAGCUCUGGCUGGAGAGAGAGGUAUUUUCACAGCCAAUCUGUUGGGAGGAGCUGCUCCAGAAUCACUGACUGUGCUCUGGUCAAAGAGCGUCUGACACGUGGCUCCAGUAAAUGGUGCUCUGCUUAACCUGCCCAUUAAGCCUUUGAUUGCAGCUCUAAGAAUGCUUGCCAAGGAGAGAUCUGGCCCAGCCCAAGGACAUCCAGUGUAGUUCAGGGUCAGUCUGGGGGCUAUUGGACCUGAAGGUGGGACAGGCCUUAGAUCCUAAGUUGCAAAAAUUGAUCAACCUACCCUGGGGUCAGCUGGGUCCCACUUGGCCUUGAAAAUUUUGUAGAUCCAUUCUGGACAGGGUCUUUGGUGGUACUUCUUUCUGUAUUAGCCCUGCUGAGAACUAGGGCCUUUGCUGGGCCCAGGAGUGAGAGGAAGUUUAUUUUGGCAUUUGGCAAAACCAACUUUGAAAUUAAGUGUGUAAGUUUUAACAAAGAUGUCCUGAACACACACUCACCUCUUCCUAAAAUCAUCAGCUCUAAGAUUAUUUUAGAGCACUUGCACCUUCUUUGUGAAGGAUGAUGAUUUACUAUUCCCUAAACACUGCAUGUUAUACAGUCUAGAGUGUUUUUUCUUUGUUCCCUAUGAGAUCUAUGUUCAAUGUGAAAAUUAUUUCCCUGUGUACUCUCUGUAGAGCAUGGAGUCCUCUGCCAUCUUCUAAGAGCCACAACCAAAAUGCAACAGUCAGGCCUUCUCUAAGGAUGUUUCAUGUUUCAGAAACUACUUCAAUCUUAAAAUAGCUAAGUACACUGCAGAAAGUUAUCAAACUCAUUUUUCAAAUGACAAGUUAGCUGCAGGAGGCUUUAUUUAUCAAAAUGGUGUGUCCAUUUGUGUUCAUGAUCGAUUUACUUUUUAAUUGAGUAUAACAGCAAGAGCAUCACAGCUUACCAUUUUUCUUCUUAAAUAUUAAUUUUUUUUUUUUUCCAUUUUUACUGCUGGUGGUUUCAAAGUGUCAUUAGGCAAUACUGUUUCUACUAAACAUUUUAUACAUUUCUUUGAAAAUAUAAGGGUUGAUAUACCAAUCUCUUUACACUUCUCUUUUUUACAACAGAACCACAUACCUCCCAAUAGAAACAGGUUUUUAGAAAAGUUUCUGAUUCAGUCAGGAUCAUUUUCUCUUCUACCCCCAACAAUUACGUCAUCUAUCUUUUCAAGCUUUUUUACUAUAAAUACCUCCCUCCAACAAAGACCCUACUGAAACUUUUUACAGUGGCACCAGGCCACUUUAAAUGUGCCAGAAGGCCUAGUUAAAAGUGGCUUAAUUUACUCUGUCUUUUUCAAGCACAAUCUCAUUUGAUACUCAUGAUGGAAUUAUUCAUAAUGCCUGAAGAAAGUGUACCAAUACUCUAAUAAGUCAUCCUUGGAUUUCACCUCUUUGUGCUUUUAGGGUAGCAGGACUUCUGUUUUUAUGGAAAGGUCAUGAAGAAUGUGAGUAUGUAUUGUAUGAAUUUGUAAAUUUUACCUGAGUAGGACAAUGGUCCUCAGUGUAAUCAAAAUAAUUUACUGAGCAUGUCAUCUAUGAAUUAUAUGAAUUGUGUUAAUCUAGGGUCAGGUUAGUAUGAUUUUAAUGUGACUUGAAUGAAAAGACAAUUUUUUAAGGAAGCAAUCAUCAAUCUCUUUCUUUUAAAACCAUAUAGUAUUUCAUUGUGUCAAGAACAAAUAAGUGAUCCUUUUAAUAUAUUCACAUGAAUGCUUUCUGAGGCACAGAAGUAUGCUAAGCUUUACUAUUUCAUACUGUAUUAUUUACAUCUCUUCUCUAAGGAAAGUUUAAUUUCCAAUACAGGUGGAGAAACUGAGGCACCAAGGAUAAGUGAUUAGUUUCCAAUCACGUCGCUUUUCCACUGACUUGCUGAAAGUAGCAUUCAGGUACUGACAGCUAGCUCCAUGUGCUUGCGAACCAGGUUGAAUCUCCCAAUUUGAGAACCCAUGUGUGUGGUUAGGAGUAAAGUUAAGAUGAACCAACUUCCAAUGGUGAUUGUUGUUAUUACACAGAAGAAUAUUAUUUGAGUAAUUUAUAAAGUUAAGAAUUUUUAUUUGUGAAUAUUUCAGUAAAGUUUGUGUUGAUUGUUGGUAACACUCUUCAUCUACUGAAGCACUUUAAUAAAAAGAAAAAUGAACUGGAGUUAGUAA
Molecule: messenger RNA, 4810 nt
Organism: Choloepus didactylus (southern two-toed sloth)
Lineage: Eukaryota; Metazoa; Chordata; Mammalia; Pilosa; Megalonychidae
Gene: STRIP2
Product: striatin interacting protein 2
Exons: 21
Coding region: 175-2703 (842 amino acids)
Biological process (GO): cytoskeleton organization
Cellular component (GO): cytosol
Source: RefSeq, a predicted model, not a curated record